Chinchilla lanigera (long-tailed chinchilla) is the source of this 1698-nucleotide messenger RNA. Its product is annotated as chromatin modification-related protein eaf-1-like. Bases 1 to 1698 code for a protein of 565 amino acids. Lineage: Eukaryota; Metazoa; Chordata; Mammalia; Rodentia; Chinchillidae. The record is from RefSeq and is a predicted model, not a curated record. The transcript has 3 exons.
AUGAUCCAGGGCGCCUUGGAGACCAGUGGACCCCUCUGGGGCUGGGAUGGGAACGGUGAAGAUGACUGGGGUGGUGCUGUGCUCACCCUGCUGGCUCUGGCUGUGGUGGCCGCCACAGCGCUGGCUCUGCACUGGUUUGGCUCCAGACAGGACCAGGAGGUGGUGAGACGGGAGCCAACAGCCCCCAGGGGCCAGCCUGCUCAGGUGGGAGCAGCCAGGCGGGGCCCGCAGCCCCAGUCCAAGUUCUGGGGCUUGGAGGGACAGAGCUCAGGGCCGGGGAAGCCAGAUUCUCCAGGAAGAGGCCAGGCGGCCCCUGCUCCAGCCGAAGCCCGCGACCAGGCGUCCCUGCGGGGCAGAAGUCUGGCCCUUCCUCCGCUCAGGACACCCAGCGAGGUGGCCAGCAGAGGGACCAUGCGACAGCAGCGUGACCCCAUCCCAGGAGCCCUGCGAGGGGACGGAAGUGAGCCUCCGAAGCCAGACGGUGACCUCCAGGCUAGAAGCAAAGCAAGGGGGACCCCCGCACCCCUCCUGAUCCACUUCACUCCUCGGAGUCCUGGAUGCGAAGCGGCGCUGCAGGUGGAUACCGGCGGCAUGGGCGCGCGGGGCAGAGGCCGGAGCGGCCGGCGGCGGCGCGGGGACACAGGCUUGGGGGACAGACGUGGCCGCCCUGCCAGGCCCGAUCCCCUGCGCCUGGGCGCCGCCGCCAGCGUGUGGGACGCGGUGGACGCGGCUGCCGCCGCCCGGGGAACUCAGGGGGCGCGGGGACCCGAGGAGGGCUUGCCCUGGGUGAACCCUGGCUGCCCCCCAGGCCGGGGGAAUGCGUGGGCUGAGGCCUCAGGGCGGGUCGGGACCGAGAUGCACGGAGAUCCCUGUGUUGGGAAGCGAACGGGGUCCCCGAAAAGCGAGGACAACAAGCAGGCAGCCCAGGGGUCCUUUUUCUUGGUUACACAUGUACAUUUUUAUUCUUUAGCUUUAUUUGAAGGUAGACGCAUCGAAUUUGCAGAACAAAUAAAUAAAAUGGAGGCUAGGCCUAGAAGACAAGCAAUGAAGGAAAAAGAGCAUCAGGUGGUACGUCAUGAAGAACAGAAGGCGGAGCAGGAAGAGGGUAAGGUGGCUCAGCGAGAGGAAGAGUUGGAGGAGACAGGUAAUCAGCACAAUGAUGUAGAAAUAGAGGAAGCAGGAGAGGAAGAGGAAAAGGAAGUAGGACUAGUUCAUAGUGAUGCAGAGAAAGAGCAGGAAGAGGAGGAACAGAAACAGGAGAUGGAGGUUAAGGUGGAGGAGGAAACUGAGGUAAGAGAGAGUGAGAAGCAGCAGGAUAUUCAGGCUGAAGAAGUGAUGGAUGUGCUAGAGAUGGUAGAGAAUGUCAAAAAUGUAAUUGCUGAGCAGGAGGUAAUGGAAACUAAUCAAACUGAAAGUAUGGAGCCUUCAGAAAAUGAAACUAGCAAAGAAUUGGAGCCAGAGGUGGAGUUUGAAGUUGAGCCAGAUAAAGAAUGUAAAUCUCUUUCUCCUGGAAAAGAGAACAUUAGUGCUGUAGAAAUGGAAAAGGAGUCUGAAGAAAAAGAAGGAAAAGAAUCUGAGCCUCAACUUGAGCCUGUGGCUCAGCCUCAGCCCCUCCCUCAACCUCAGUCUCUGCCCCUCCCUCAGCCCCAGUCUCAGCCCCAGCCCCAACCCCAGCCUACCAGGAAGGGCAGAUUUUAA